This is a messenger RNA of Durio zibethinus, 1510 nucleotides long. RefSeq lists its product as uncharacterized. The record is from RefSeq and is a predicted model, not a curated record. NCBI's taxonomy places the organism in Eukaryota, Viridiplantae, Streptophyta, Magnoliopsida, Malvales, Malvaceae.
AUGUCUCCAGCUUUAAGGAAAUUCUCUGUUCGUUCAAUGCUUGGGCCAUUCAGAAAAAUGUCCAAGAAGUCAUUGACUUACAGAUUGAUUAGCCGUAUGGCAAAAUCGCCUGUCCUAUCCACCAUUUCAUUUGCUGCUAUACUUUGUUUUAUUUAUGCGGAUAGACCAAUGUCUAAUCUUUCCAUUAACACUGCAAACAUUAAGACAGGUGAGGUUCUCCCUUCUCCUCAGACGACUACUCCACUUGGUGGAGGAGAGGGACAAGUUGCCACGCGUUUGAAUAGCUUGCCAGUAGCUGUAUCUACCACCCCGGCAAGAAGGAUUGAAGAAGGAACUGAGAAUGAAGAUCCUCUAAUUCCUCCUUUCAAGGCCUCGGUAGAUGAAAGAAUGGAAUGGUUCAGGAGAAAACUACCGGAACUUGAAAUUCUCAAAUCUAAUGAGUUGAGUAAGAAAUUCCAUGGUCGGGUUUUGGAAUUGUACAAUAACAAUUGUUCUGCUCAGUUCUUCAUGGUUUGGCUUUCAACGGCGCAGUCCUUUGGACCUAGAGAGUUCUUGUCCGCGGAUAGUCUUUUCAGCACCACACCUGAUGGAUGCUUGCUGAUUUUGUCAAGCUCCAUGGACACCGCAAAAGGGUACAGGAUCCUGAAACCACUCCUUGAUCGCGGAUUUAAAGUUCUUGCAGUCACACCAGACGUGCCCUUUCUAGUCAAGAAUACUCCAGCUGAAGCGUGGCUUGAUGACUUGAAGGGUGGGAAUAUGGACCCUGGUUCAGUUCCUUUAUUCAACCAUCUUUCUGAUCUAAUCAGGCUAGCAGUCUUGUAUAAGUAUGGAGGAGUUUACUUGGACACGGAUUUCAUAUUUUUGAAAGAUUUAUCAGGGUUGAGGAAUGCCAUUGGUGCGCAAAGUAUCAACCAAGUAACCAAAAAAUGGACCAGGCUAAAUGGUGCAGUUAUGAUCUUUGACAUCCACCAUCCUGUUUUGCUGGAAUUCUUAAAGGAAUAUGCCAAAACUUUUAACGGAAACAGGUGGGGCCACAAUGGACCAUACUUGGUUUCCAGGGUCUUGGAGAGUAUACGAGACAACUCUGAAUAUAACAUUACAAUUUUCCCACCAAAGGCCUUCUAUCCAGUGAAUUGGGUUCAGAUAGCCAAGCUGUUUAAGAAGCCAGAAACGGAGGCAGACUCAAAAUGGGCAGAUGAUACACUGGCUGAUAUGAGCAGCGAGAGCUAUGUAGUUCACUUGUGGAACAAGAGAAGCAGAGAAUUGAAGAUAGAGGAGGCAAGUGUCAUGGCAAGAUUGAUUGCAGAACACUGUAAUAUUUGCGAGAACAUAUAUGAUCCUUGAAGAAAAUUUCUUCUCUAAUAAAUGGCCGAGGAACCCUCUAUAUGAAACCGUUCGCCAUACAGGACUAACAAAAUCAACAAAAAGGCCCUUCCUUUUCAAUAAGUUAUGAUUCAAGUGUAGUAAGUAAAUCUUUCAUCACAUUAGUUUUUUUUUUUUGUCAUUUAUU